This is a messenger RNA of Frieseomelitta varia, 3572 nucleotides long. RefSeq names its product prostaglandin E2 receptor EP3 subtype. The record is from RefSeq and is a predicted model, not a curated record. Gene Ontology annotation, biological process: positive regulation of cytosolic calcium ion concentration; adenylate cyclase-activating G protein-coupled receptor signaling pathway; inflammatory response. The coding region runs from base 968 to 2170 and encodes 400 amino acids. Gene Ontology annotation, molecular function: G protein-coupled receptor activity. NCBI's taxonomy places the organism in Eukaryota, Metazoa, Arthropoda, Insecta, Hymenoptera, Apidae. Gene Ontology annotation, cellular component: plasma membrane. The transcript is spliced from 6 exons.
ACUCUCGCGAUCGAAGGAAGUGAUGGAAGUGCUUUUUCCCUUUUUCCGCAGCUUCAACUUUGAUCAGAGGAAUCGAAGGUUCGCAUCGUUAAUUCUCCGUUGAAACAUCUUCGACAGAAGGAACAGAGAAGAACGUGUCGAGCCGUUCUCCCUCAACAAUUUGGCGAUCGAGGUUUGAAAGAAGUUUGAGAAAAAUUUCGUCGACAGUCGAUCGAAUUUACCUGCCUCAGUCAUUAUUAAUUUAUAAUUUAACCACUUCUCAUCCGCCCGACAAACGACGAAGAGUUCAGAUAUCAACUUCUGAAAUUCCGUUUCGUUCUCUUCACUCAUCAAACAAACAUCGUCGAUGACACUUUGAAAUCGCGGUGUGCGCGUAGCAACAGGUUUCACAGAGAUUCUGUGCUCCCUUCGAUCGAUAAACGCGAGCAAUUGAGCUGGCUGUGGCCCACUGCCGCAUCUAGUCUGACUUGAUUAAGGGACUGCAGGUAGCCUUUCGAAAAAGGGACCGAAUACAACGUUGUCACAUCUCGCGAGGAACUUGAGGCAGCGGCAUAUGUGUGCGUGUGCGUGAGCAGCAACAGCGCCAACGUUGAAGAGUAAGAUACGAUAAUAGAGUACGCAGCGAUAACUGCAGCGAUACAUGAACGUUGAAGAUCAACAAGCCGCUUUAGGAAACUGUCGUCGUGGAAUAAUGCUUCGGCGGGAAUAAUUUCAGCUUUCUUCGGUGCUAGUCCCCCUUCGUUUCUCACAACAAGAGACGAGAAGAUAGGAAGAGAUUACUCGAGAUCCGUAUAAAACAAUGAGCUCUCUGAAUCAUUGCAUCGUUGAUCGCAUCUUCGAGGCAACCGCUUGAAAACUACCGCCUGACGAAACGAUCUCGAUACGAACGUUAUUUUUCGUAGCGAUUUUGACAUAACACGAGGACUAUCGAUCCACGAGUGGUUGAAAGGAAGUUCUGAGAAUCGAGAUGUCGCUCACCUCGACGGAGGUUUGGAACGAAACCUUGUCGAUGAUGAAUUCGACGCUGAACUCGACCCUAGCACUGAACGGUGCACUGAAUCCAUCCAAGAGACACGUGACAUUCGCCUCUCAGGUGGUGCUCACGCUUGUAUAUAUUACCGGCGUGAUCGGCAACGUGUCUGCCCUGGUUAUUCUCUUUCAUCGUGAUAAGCGGAGGAAUCGAAAACAUUUGCUGAUGCUGCGCUGUUUAGCAACCAACGAUCUGGCCGCGUUGUUAGGAAUGUUGGUGCAGAUGUAUAUCACGAUCUACGUAGGCAGCGUGAUAUCUACGAGAGGAUUCUGUUCCCUUCGCGUUGUCUGGAGGCUGUUCGGAUUGUUCAGUGGAUGUGUCGCCAUAGUAAUGGCAGCUGAAAGGUGGCUAGCCUUAACCAGGCCCUUCGUUUAUCAGAAGCAGGUGACGUACCCGAUGAUUGUACGUUGCAUGCUGCUACUCUGGUUAAUCGCCCUGGCGUUGACAAGCAUGCCAGUUAUGGGUUUCGGUGUAUACUACAAAGGUGAACGAUGUAUUCGAUAUCGAGAAGCGACCGAGCCAGCUGAUAUCGCCUACGCGUACGUCUGGUUCGUUUUCGGCACGGUCCUCUGUCUGUCGAUCGUUUGGUGCAACCUGGCGGUUUCCAGGGCGCUCAGCAAACUGAACUGCAGAGCCGGUGUACUACGGCGAGUAACGAGAUCAUCGUCAAGAGCGAAACCGUUAUUGACAGUGACGGGGCCAACGCCAGAGAUCGUCACCACCGCGGAGGAAAGGGCAUUCGCAAGAUUGAUGGCCGUACUAUCGAUAUCGUUUGUUGUCUGUUGGAUGCCACAAAUGAUCUCCAUCCCAUUGGCGCAGUUCGCGAUGCAGCUACCUCAGAAGGCGAUAUUGGCGCGUAAACUGAUUCGUAUGUUUCACUUGGCGGCCGACGUGCUUCUUUGCAUUCACUUCACCCUGGAUCCGUACAUCUACGUACUGCUGAGGAUGCCACGUCCGAGAUUCCGUCUUCUGAAACCCCUGUGCAAGAUCUGUUGGCCAGCUAGAAGCCGGUCGAGUUCGUUCAAUGGUACCACAGACCACCAGGGCAGCAGUGGUGAUCCGUCGACCCCGAUCACCGAGGCACCCUCCACGCCGGUCAGCGAGGAACACGAUCCUCAUUUAGUGUCGGCGUCGGUCUGAGACAGGCUUCAGCGAACGAUCUUCCUGAAACGGCUCAAGAGUCACGAUGUCAGCCAAGUUUGAGCGGCACGCUCUUCGAGAACAGUCGGAAGAUCUUCGCUUGCAUGCAAGAAUAUACAAACGACUGGUACAAAUCCAGUACUUGCGAUUGGCAUCGAAAUUACGAAGAAAAUUUGGUAUUACGAAAUCACCAUCGUUGUUUCGACUUUUUGGUUAGAAGAAUGUCAUUGAAAUAUUUUACCGAACGAACAAAGUGAUAAGUCUAUUGCGUCGAGUCAAACAUUUCAGAAGAGAUUAUAAUCGUUACUUUACGGCCAAAUGUUUCAUCGAAUAAUCUGUUGCUUUGAAUUGGCAUCGAUGUCGAUCGAAAUUUUUAUUUAAUUUUGGUUUAACAGUUAGAAAGAUUCGAGCAUUGUCGAAAUAUCUAAAGCGAGAGUUAUUUGUAUGAAAUCAAUUUCGUUUCGAGGGAUCUUCAAGAUUACGCGAGUGAGUAAUUGAGGGAUGAAUCAGGUGCGUUGAGAUUGAUACCUCGCUCAUUUUUCGUGUACAAUUAGCACGUUAUCAGUGUUCGUUUAGUUGUGUUAUUGUACAUGGUUCAUUUUAUAGUAAUUUUAAUGUUCUUCUCGUUAAUUAAUUUUUCCACUUUCUUUGUAAAAAAAGAAUGUGGUGUUUUUUGCAUAGAUGGUUUCAAAAUUUCUGCAGGUUUUUAUUUUCUUCUUCCUCUUCACUUUUUUGUAUUGUUGCAUCUUUCACGGGACGUAAGUGAACGACAUUCCAAAAAAAUUAUCAUCGCAAGUGUUACUAUAUUAAUGUGAAGCUUCGAGAUUAUAUAAAAUAGCUGGCAAAUUAUAUGUAUAUAAGACUCUACUCGUUUGCAAGUGAGAGUGAGUGUCGUUUGUUCGAUGUUCCUUUUUCUUUCAAACAUUUUUCCAAGUUGUAAGUUGUAAAAAUUGGCUUGAAUAUAUUCUUUCCUCGGAGAGGAAACUACUUGCGUAAAGAAGUGCGGAGUGUUGUUACAAAGAGAAGUACAGUUAAGUAUAUUCGAAUACGUAUGUAAGUGAACGAGAAAUUAUCGCGAUGCAAAUUUCUGUCACGGUUACGUAAAUGUUAGUCUAGUCAAUGAAUUAAUGCAAGCGUGCAAUAUAGUUGUGAAUAUGCAAGAGAUAAUUUACCAAAGUAUUAAAUAUUAAAGCGUAUUUUCAUCGUACGAUCUACUUCUUUAUAUAAAACUGUAAUAGAGUUUGAGAAAGAAACACACACACACACACACAUAUAUAUAUAUAUAUAAAAUGUAUAAAAUAUAUACUGAUGAAAAUAUUUAUCACAUGUGAAUAUAUUGUAUGCAAUCUUGUGCAUAUUUCAUAUUUAAUAAACGUUACCGUAAAUUGCUAUUGUUGCAGAA